GCAUGUGGAUGACGACAUCCAGUCACAUAAUCAGGCAACAUGGCGGCAUCCAUGAGACUGCUGGUCCGCCGAGCGGUCCGUCUUUCUCACAGAAAUAUCACCCUGACUGCCGCGGGAGCUGCAGCUCGGUCCGGCUGCUGUCGGGGACCAUCGGUCUGUCGAUGUUUCAGCGACGAAGCCGAGGACAGAAGUACACAUUUUGGCUUCGAGACGGUUUCCGAGACGGAGAAAGCGAAGAGAGUGUAUAAAGUGUUUGAGAACGUGGCGCAGAAGUAUGACAUCAUGAACGACGCCAUGAGUCUGGGGAUUCAUCGAGUGUGGAAGGACGCGCUGCUGCACGUCAUGCAUCCUCAGCCUGGAGCUCAGCUGCUGGACGUGGCGGGUGGAACAGGUGACAUUGCCUUCCGUUUCCUGGAGUACAUUCGUUUGCAAGAAGAGCGUCAGAAGCGGCGGGCGGCUCGGUCCAGCCAGACGCCGUCGUGGCAGGACAUCUCCAACAACUAUUCCACCGAGGACGAGUCCCGAGAGUCGAGGGCCGUGGUGUGCGACAUCAACAAGGAGAUGCUGAAAGUGGGCAAGCAGAAAGCCGACAGUCUGGGCGUCAGCGCUGGGCUGUCCUGGGUGGUGGGAGAUGCAGAGGAGUUGCCCUUUGAUGAUGAUCAGUUUGAUAUUUAUACCAUCGCAUUCGGCAUUCGAAACGUCACUCAUAUAGAUCAGGCUCUGCAGGAAGCUCUGCGGGUCCUGAAGCCCGGCGGCAGGUUCAUGUGCUUAGAGUUCAGCAAAGUGAAUAAUCCUAUACUGUCAAGCAUUUAUGAUGCAUACAGUUUCCAGAUGAUCCCAGUUAUAGGAGAAGUGAUUGCAGGAGACUGGAAGUCCUAUCAGUAUUUGGUAGAGAGCAUCCGCAAGUUUCCCAACCAGGAGGAGUUCAAAGGCAUGAUCGAAGAUGCAGGUUUCUACUGUGUGAAGUACUACAACCUCACUGGUGGAGUGGUGGCUCUUCACUCUGGCUUCAAGCUGUGAGAUGCACUCAGAAUGCCUCCUACAAAAAUCAGCGAGUAAAAAAGCCGGCUCUGCGUUUCAGGCUUUUCUGCUUGUAUGAGAGACUGUUUGCAGACAUGAAGCUGCUCAGAGCUGCUCUCUGCAGAUGCCACUGCACAAUGACAGAAAAUCAUCAGUGAGCAUUAUUUAUUAUGAUAUCUGAUCAGCGAUCAUCAUGAAAGAUGCACUUGAUGUUGACAUGAGCUGAAAAAACAGUAAAGUAAAAGAGUUUUCACUCUGUCUACUGUUUGAAUAUUUUUUGUAACACCAGUGUUUUGGCAUUGUGAUAAUUAAAUGUGCAAAUGCUAA
This is a messenger RNA of Amphiprion ocellaris (clown anemonefish), 1347 nucleotides long. It is a transcript of the gene coq5, whose product is annotated as coenzyme Q5, methyltransferase. The transcript has 7 exons. The record is from RefSeq and is a predicted model, not a curated record. Gene Ontology annotation, biological process: ubiquinone biosynthetic process. NCBI's taxonomy places the organism in Eukaryota, Metazoa, Chordata, Actinopteri, Pomacentridae. Bases 40 to 1020 code for a protein of 326 amino acids. Gene Ontology annotation, molecular function: methyltransferase activity.